Molecule: messenger RNA, 3072 nt
Organism: Heterocephalus glaber (naked mole-rat)
Lineage: Eukaryota; Metazoa; Chordata; Mammalia; Rodentia; Bathyergidae
Source: RefSeq, a predicted model, not a curated record
UAGCGAAUUUCCAGUUCCCUGACUGCGCAUGUCGUCACGUAGGUACGUUCCCCUCGGGAGCUAUAAAUAUGGCUGCUUUGAAGCAGUCCGGUCUUUCCAACAACCACAACUUCUCUAUUCUAGAAUUCACUGAAGAUUUCAGAUAACUUAGGCAGGGAGGAGGAACCAUAUUGGACUUCUGGCAGAUGACCUGGUUUUAUUUGGGCUCCUUGAAUUAGGGAGACUUGGACACAAGGAUGCCACCCAAGCGCUUAGCUAAGAGAACAUCACCCCCAGAAGAUGCUGCCCCCAAAAGCAAGAAAAUGAAAGACUCUCAUAACCAAGCAGUGAAGCCCACUGCCUCCCGCAGUGGUCCCAGCACCCACUCCUGCCAAGGUGUCUGAGGACCAAGCCCUCCUGACCAGAAAACCCCAGCAGAUGGCUUCUGCCUGGUGCACACUCUGCACAGCUGCAGUGGCCAUGGCCACACCCCCGGAGAAGGCCCUGGAUGCUAUUGGCUGGCCAGGCCUAUGGGCAGCCUCCACUGGCCAGCACAGGGCCUUGUAGCCCACUGUCUCACACAGGUCUCACCAUACAGAAGCAGGGGUGGUGCUGACUCUGGGCCAGGGAGAUGUGGGCCAGCUGGGGCUGGGUGAGAAUGUGAUGGAGAGGAAGAAGCCAGCCCUGGUGCCCAUUCCAGAGGAGGUGGUUCAGGCUGAGGCUGGGGGCAUGCACACCGUGUGUCUCAGCAAAAGUGGCCAGAUCUACUCCUUUGGCUGCAACGAUGAAGGUGCCCUGGGAAGGGACACAUCGGUGGAAGGCUCAGAGAUGGUCCCCGGAAAAGUGGAAUUGCAAGAGAAGGUGGUACAGGUGUCAGCAGGAGACAGUCAUACAGCAGCCCUCACUGAGGAUGGCCGUGUCUUCCUUUGGGGCUCCUUUCGGGACAAUAACGGUGUCAUUGGGCUGUUGGAACCCAUGAAGAAGAGUAUGGUGCCCGUGCCAGUGGAGCUGGAUGUGCCCGUGGUGAAGGUAGCCUCAGGAAAUGACCACUUGGUAAUGUUGACAGUUGAUGGCGACCUCUACACCUUGGGUUGUGGGGAGCAGGGCCAGCUGGGCCGUGUGCCUGAGUUAUUUGCCAACCGUGGUGGCCGGAAGGGCCUUGAACGACUCCUUGUCCCCAAGUGUGUGAUGCUGAAAUCCAGGGGAAGCCGAGGCUAUGUGAGGUUCCAAGAUGCCUUCUGUGGUGCCUAUUUCACUUUUGUCAUCUCCCGCGAGGGCCACAUAUAUGGCUUUGGCCUUUCCAACUACCACCAGCUUGGAACACCAGGCACAGAAUCAUGCUUCGUACCACAGAACUUGACAUCCUUCAAGAAUUCCACCAAGUCCUGGGUAGGCUUCUCUGGUGGCCAGCACCAUACAGUCUGCAUGGAUUCAGAAGGAAAAGCAUACAGCCUGGGCCGGGCUGAGUAUGGGCGGCUGGGCCUUGGCGAGGGUGCAGAGGAGAGGAGCAUACCCACCCUCAUCUCCAGACUGCCCUGUGUCUCCUCAGUGGCCUGUGGGGCCUCUGUGGGGUAUGCCGUGACCAAGGAUGGCCGUGUUUUUUCCUGGGGCAUGGGCACCAACUACCAGCUGGGCACAGGGCAGGACGACGAUGCCUGGAGCCCUGUGGAGAUGACUGGCAAACAGCUGGAGAACCGUGUGGUCUUAUCUGUGUCCAGCGGGGGCCAGCACACAGUCUUACUGGUCAAGGACAAGGAACAGAGCUGAUGAAGCCUAUGAGGGCCUGGCCCCCACCUUCCCUCACUGAACAGGGAAGCAGAGACAGCUCCAGAUUCCAGCAGCCUCUCCCCACCUCUCCCGAACACUGUCAUCUCCUGCCUUUUUCCCAUCAACAGAGCAGAAUCAUUCUUCUCUUUUUCGUCCUCCUUCCUAGAAUCAUCCUGCUGGGCCAGGGAUUUAGUCCAGUAGUUCAGGGGCCUGCCUCAAAAGCGCAAGGUCCCCAGUUCGAUCCCUGUUACCAAAAAAAAAAAAAGCAAUCACUAGAAUCAUCCUGCUACCUGCAGGAUGAAGCGGGGAGAGGAGGGGUUGUCAGAAGGAACAUUGCUUAACCUCACCACAGAUCUGUGUGGUUAGACCUUUUAUCCCACUUCCCUGACUCUGACUUUGCCUUCCACAAUACCAGGAUGCCCUCCUUUGGGAGUUUGGUGCCUGCACUCUGAGAAGUUGGGGCUCCACCAAGCCCCACACUGGUCACAUGCCACUCUUCCUGUUCUAACAGUCCCCAGGCAGACAGAUGGUUAUAGUCAUCAGACGCAGCUGUCAUGGACCGAGGCCUGGGGCAGCUGGAGAAGGGGCAGGGCUACAGAGCCAUGGGCAACCUCAAGCCAAAUAUUUGGCUCUGAACAGGUGUCCAUGGGGCAAGACAAUGAUUCACUUGAUGAAGAAAAAAGCCAACUACUGUAGCUGUUCUCCCAAAGCACAAAGUAUAGUCUGCCCAUCAGUGUCGUUUGUAUGGUCCCUGUCCAUUGGGCCUCACCUGCAGCCAAGGACCCCAGAGCCCCACUGUGCUGGGCAGAGAGAGGAUGGAGGUUUUAUACACAAAUGUACAGCAAUAUUAAGAGGCGAGGGAGGGGAAGAGGCUGCUCCCAAGAAAAGGAAGCAGCAAUCUGAACAGUGGCUGAGAAAAUAUUUUUAAUUUUUUUAAAUUGUAAAAUAUUUUGGGGAGGAGAGUGAGACCUUGUAACACUUUGAAUAAAAUUAGAGUUUUAUAAAAUAGGCCACUUAUUUUUCUACACACUUGCUGUUUUUUCAAGGCAGCAACCUACAUGUGCUAAGCAUUGUUGGGAAGAGCAAAAUAAGCGCAUGCCCCUGAUCUUGGUGUUACCUACAGCUCGAAGGAUGUCCCUGGUGCCUGUGGGUGCCUCCAACGCUCUUCAAAUCCAUCAGAAAGGAGAAAGGAGUUUGGAAUGCUUAUGCUUCAGGAAUCACUGGAGUAAAAAAGAAAAAAGAUGGUGCAGUAAUGCAAGAGAAAUGGGAUGGUUCUUUUAAUUUUCUAAACCAAGGUUUUUGAGUAUAUUAAAUCUUUAGAAAUGC